CAAGGUGAAAGCAACCAACACUAAUUUUCUAAUAACAAAAAUAAAACAAUUCCUAUUUGGUGCACAUGUGUGAGACAGACAGAGAUAACAACAUAGUAAUGUUAACUCAAAACAUUCUACAGCUAUUUAGGAUUGAUAUAUUCUAAAUUACAUUUAAAAUUUAAAAUAAAGUGAAUUUAGUGAAAGUGAAUUUCGCGAGAAGGAAUUAUAUCGUGUAGUAAAUUAUUGCGACAUAAAUAUGGCAUUUGCAGGACUGAAAAAGCAAAUAAACAAAUGUAAUCAGUAUGUCACUGAAAAAAUGGGAGGUGCGGAAGGCACAAAACUGGAUUUGGACUUUAUGGACAUGGAAAGGAAAACCGAUGUAACAUAUGAAUUAGUGGAAGAGUUACAAACCAAAACUAAAGAAUUUUUACAACCAAAUCCGACGGCGAGAGCUAAAAUGGCAGCAGUUAAGGGAAUAAGCAAACUUAGUGGUCAAGCUAAAUCGAACACGUAUCCUCAACCAGAAGGUGUUCUAGGAGACUGUAUGCUUUUAUAUGGUCGAAAAUUAGGAGACGACAGUAUGUUUGGACAAGCUCUUGUGGAAAUGGGUGAAUCUCUGAAACAAAUGGCGGACGUCAAAUAUUCGCUGGACGAUAAUAUCAAACAAAAUUUCUUGGAACCUUUACACCAUUUACAAACGAAGGACCUUAAAGAAGUUAUGCACCAUCGGAAAAAACUGCAAGGGCGUAGGCUAGAUUUUGAUUGCAAAAGAAGAAGACAAGCAAAAGCUUCUAAGACUCCAAGUCCCUAUUCUAGUCCAAUUAGAACACAAAGGCGGUCUUCUGGUUCACAUAUUACAGAUGAAGAAAUCAAAAUGUCCGAAGAUAAAUUCGCAGAAUCUCUCCACUUAGCUCAAAUGGGAAUGUUUAAUUUAUUAGAAAAUGAUGUAGAACAAAUUUCACAGUUAGCAACGUUUGCUGAAGGUUUAUUAGAUUACCACAGUCAGUGUACUGAGGUACUUAGAAGCCUAACAGAAACUUUAUUAGUCAAGAAGGACGAGGCGGCAAAUCGUCCGAAAAUGGAGUUCGUUCCGAAAACGUUGGGUGAUUUGAAUAUAGAAGGUGUAUCGGAUGGAGUAAAUGGUACAAAUCAUCACAAUUCUCUAUCAAUCACACAUAAUAAUCUAAAGCAACGUCCGAGACCUUUACCCAAACAAAUUCCUCAAUAUACCAGACCUGACCCUUUUGACCCUUGGAGUUCCGUAACAGAUGUCUUGUUAGGCUCUUCCCAGGUGUCUUCACCGCAACAUAAGCCUCAGGUGCAACUAGAUUUACGUCCUGGGCAACACUCCGCGAAUGCCUCACCAUUGCCGUCCCCCAUGAAAUCACCUGCACGAACGCCUAUAUCACGGACUCCAUGUUGUACCGCGUUGUACGACUUUGAUCCAGAAAAUCCAGGAGAACUUGGCUUUAAGGAAAAUGAUGUAAUAACACUUAUAAAUAAGAUCGACGAGAAUUGGUUUGAAGGAAGCUUUAACGGACGUACGGGAUACUUCCCUGUGACUUACGUUAAAGUAGAUGUACCGCUACCAUGAGUUACCGGUUAAGAGCAACUGCCAAGUAUUUUUUAAUUUGUUUGUUUGUUUGAUAAAAGUACUAAAGGCCUUUUUUAAAACCACCGAAUUUAUAUUUGAUAUUGUUUGGUUCGUCUAUUAGCAAUAUUAAUUUUGAUAAAUAAUAUUUCUUAUACUCGUACUAUGUGGUACACAUUGCCAAUAUACAUAUAAUUAUCAAUUAAUGAAGUACAAGAACUGUUUUAAUAUAUUUAUCCAAAUUGAUUUUUAAUUGCUUACUCUAUUUUAAUAUCUUAAGUCAGUAAUUUAAUUAUAUCAGUAGUAUUUGAAGCUGACGUAGAAUGUUGGCCAAUACUUGUGAUAAUGAACGUUGCAUAAGACGCAUGCUACUGUGAUGCAUGUAUCUGUUAGGUCGAUAGUAACAAAUUUUUUGUUGUAAUUCUUUUGUCAGUUCCCACAUAAAAAUUUACAACUGUCUCAUGUUAUGCUGAUGCAACAUCUUAAAAAAACUUCUUCAGUUAUUAGGUGGAUUUGCAAUAUUUACAAUAAUUCAUUUUUGAAGUCACCAUGUUAAUUGCUCUUGUACCCACAUCUAGUCGGCUAAGUGAGUGAAUUUUGUUCGUAAUUCACCUAAUAAUAAGUUAGAUACAUGCAAAGUUUCAAAGACAGUAAUCGAUAUGAGCAUAUUAUUGUUAGCAUUUGCUCAUAUGCUGUGAAACUGAUAAGGUAGAACACAAAAUGGUAGCAGACGUCGAUAAUUAAACUAUACCAGAUACCUAUUCGAGAAGCCGCAGACUUCACCUCCGAAAUACAUAUCCCGUCUAAUUGAAUUGUCGCGAUGCUACCAUUCUGAGUUUUUAUGUUAGGAUGUAUAUAUUCUUUACAUCAAAUAAUUAGUUGUAAGUAAAAAAUAAUUUAUAAGAAUAUGAAAAUUAUAAUAAUAUGAAGCAAAUGUGAUUUUUACUAUGUUUACAAUGAGACAGAUUCCUAUUGUAUAAUUUGGCGUUAGUAGCCACUUUAAAUUUUGUAAACGAUCUUAAUUCGUUUAAUUGUGACCACGAUCGUAAUAUGAAUACUCAAUUAUUACAUGUUAAUUUUCUUAUUAUACCUAGAUUUCAAGUAACGUUGCAAAGAUUAUGUUACAAAAUAUUGUUUUUUAUAUUUAUACGUGUUUAGUGCUUAACCACUUGCCUUAUUAUGCAAGUUAAUUAUCCAACUUGCCUGUAUUCUGAGUAUGUACCUGUAAUGAAACAUUAUUAUUGAUCUACCACAAAUGCGUUGUAUAACUCACCAACCUUGUACAAGAAUGUGCGAGAAUGCUUUUAUGAACAAGUCUUUCAAUACUUUUUAGUGUGGUUGUCAAAUAAAAGCGCAUUCAACUACCAAUUUUGCAGUACUAAGUAGAAUUUCUUACUUCAAUUACUUAAACGGCAUUUUAGUUCUUAGUGAAAAUUAAAAUCGUUUUUUAUAAAAAUUCGUUAAGAUGUAAAGUCCUAUUGGGCAUGCUGAAUGUUGAGAGUUUAUAUAGUCCGUUGUUGUUAUUUUAAAUUAAGGUUAAAAUUAGGUUUUGCGGGAAAUUGAUAAACCAGUGAGGUCUAAGUUGCGAUUGUAGGAAGAUGUCAUAACCGUUAUACGACUGUGAUAUUCUUUUUCGUCUCAGUGCUUUAUUAGAGAGUAGUGGAAAAAAUUACUUGCACUUUAACUAUUUUAGUAUAAUGGGGUUGGUCAUUCAUUUAUUUUACGUCGAACAUUUAAUGCGGCAAGUGGUUAAAUAUAUUUAACGUGGAGAUUUGACCGUGUCUCCACUUUGUAAUUGUUUCUCGUUGCCAUUAUACCCGUAGAACUCGUAUAGAUGUAUUUCUUAUAUAUUGAUGGAAAUAAAACGCCAGAUGAAACCUAAAAAAAAAUCUGUCGUGUAUGUUACCUCUAUUAAGAAGUAAAAAUGUUGGGCAGGCUAAAGUAUAAAUACUUCUUAACAUCUGGUUUAUGACAAUACAUUAGAUGUAAAUUCAUACCUAUGUAAUCCAGUUAAGACUACUGUGCUGUUAUAUCAUGCCUAUCAAAGGAAAUCUAUGUUUUAAACGUAUUUUUAUCUCAUAAGUAAGCCUGUUGUAAUGGAAAUAUUUCCACUGUUCUUUGGCUAUUAUCAUAAAUGAUCUCUUAACAUAAAAAAUUGUAAGUGUGAUGUUGCUUUGCCGUAUUAAUAGUGAAUAACUUUAUAUUUUAAACAUGGAUUUAUGUGGCAGAUUUAUAUAACACAUUUUGUACUCACCUAUUUGGCUUAUUUCGCAUCGUUUAAUUGAAAAUUAGUUACCAUCUGUAACUAUCAUACAUGUACAGUAACCACAUACAAAAUAUGUAAUAUAAUGCCUAUUUUAUUUUCCAAGUUGCCAUACCUUGUGCAUUCAGAAGAAAGAAAAAUACGUGUUUCGAAUUGUAGUCAAUUGCUAUUGUAUUUUUCUUAGGUGGUAGAUUCUACCAAAUGAAAAUAAUCUAUUGUUAACAGUUAUGUAUACAGUUCAAGUGUUAUGUAUUGUACAUUAAUAAAAAUAUGUCGCAAUUCA
Molecule: messenger RNA, 4119 nt
Organism: Photinus pyralis (common eastern firefly)
Lineage: Eukaryota; Metazoa; Arthropoda; Insecta; Coleoptera; Lampyridae
Product: endophilin-A-like
Exons: 12
Coding region: 239-1576 (445 amino acids)
Biological process (GO): synaptic vesicle uncoating
Cellular component (GO): glutamatergic synapse; presynapse; cytoplasm
Molecular function (GO): protein binding
Source: RefSeq, a predicted model, not a curated record